GUUGGCUAGUAAUGUGGUUUGUAAUGGAGCAGGUCCAAGAAAAAUACAGACUCUCUGACAGAUUGAUUCGUGCAAUUAGCAAUUGGCAGUUAAAUGAUAUGGACGACGAUAUUCAUGCUUUGAUAGAAUCUGGAGCUGAUGUUAAUCGAAGACAUGGUACACUAUUGCCACUUCAUUGUACUUGUAUGGUAGGUGACUCAGAGAAAUUAAAACUGCUUCUCAAAAUGGGGGCUCGGGUUGACGACGUGGACGGUUAUGAAAGAACAGCACUACACUAUGCAGCUGAAAGAGAUGAAGAAUGUGUUAAAGUAUUACUUGAUCAUGGGGCAGAUAUCAACAAAGGUGAUGGUAACAUGGAUACAGCACUUCACUGGGCAUGUUACAAAAAUAAUCCAGGCUGUGUACGCGUGCUUUUAGAAUAUGGGGCUAACAUCAAUGCUGUGGAUUAUAAUAACGAUACACCUUUAAGCUGGGCAGCAAGAAAAGGAAACUUUGAUAGUAUCAAGAUAUUGCUGGACUACAAUGCUGAUGUUGAUAUACGUAAUCUCAGAGGCAAUACAGCACUACAACGCUCAGCUGGCAUUCAGGCCAGUGGAUUGAACAACGAACAGGAUGAUGCAUCUCUAGAGCUACUAAUUAAAGCCUCUGGUCAGUUUGAUCUGCUUAAUGAUGAAGGUCAGCCAGUUCCAAUAAUUGCCAGUGACAAUCGACUAAGUGAAAUAUUGCGGCCUCUAUGCCAGACACCUAGGCCUCUCCUUGACUUGUGUAGACGGCAGAUUCGCAGGUCUAUAGGUCCAUGUUACUUGCCUAAUGUGAUUCCUUCUUUGCCUGUGCCAACUAAGCUUCAAGAGUUCCUCUUGUUAAGAGAUAAAAAAGAUAUUCUAGGCGUUGAUGGGAAGCCAUCAUGACACAUGUAACGGAUUAAAUAAGUGUAGAGAGUAUCAAGAACUGUGUACAACACAUGAGAACUAUUCUUGUAAUCUUACACAUCUUCCAGCUGAUAGCAAUACUCAUUACAUCUAAUACACUAAAUCCAACU
Messenger RNA from Physella acuta, 1039 nucleotides. Its product is annotated as ankyrin repeat and SOCS box protein 8-like. The record is from RefSeq and is a predicted model, not a curated record. Gene Ontology annotation, molecular function: protein binding. Lineage: Eukaryota; Metazoa; Mollusca; Gastropoda; Physidae. Gene Ontology annotation, biological process: intracellular signal transduction.